Molecule: messenger RNA, 4373 nt
Organism: Magallana angulata
Lineage: Eukaryota; Metazoa; Mollusca; Bivalvia; Ostreida; Ostreidae
Product: polyamine-transporting ATPase 13A3-like
Exons: 32
Coding region: 268-4179 (1303 amino acids)
Biological process (GO): polyamine transmembrane transport; intracellular calcium ion homeostasis
Cellular component (GO): membrane
Molecular function (GO): ATPase-coupled monoatomic cation transmembrane transporter activity; P-type ion transporter activity; ATP binding
Source: RefSeq, a predicted model, not a curated record
AAAAUAUGAGAUAACUGAGGCUGUUUUAUGUCAGAGAGUUUGUGUAUGAACCUCCAUUAUUUAUUGAAGAAUUUGGAUAUUUUUUUUCUCUCCCUUGCCCAGAAUUUGGUCACACGGAAUAAGAGAAAAUAUGCUGGGUCUUUGAAAACUUUCAGGUAUUCGAGAAAUUUAUGGUGGUGGGAUAGAAAUUUGUCCUACCACCCCGAUUCAUGGAUGUUUCAGACAAGGAGAGGUGACAGUGGGUAGAGUUAUACAGAGCUAAACAUUAUGACAGAGGAAGUGAAGGUGAAGGUCGGGUUGUCGGGCCCUCCCCCGAUGAAGAGUGGCUUCCAGUAUGUCAACCCUGGGCAGGAAGACCAAAUGGAAAUCUCUGGAUAUCGGCCCAGUCUGAUCAGAAAAGUCAUUGUGUGGUUCUUCAUCAUCAUCACUGCGGGUCUUCUUCGCCUCUUCUUUUAUUGGUUACCUCAUCUCUUCAUCAAGUUUACACACACUGAAUGCUCACUGUCAGAAGCCAAAGUUGUCAUACUCAAGGACCAGUAUAAGCAGUGGUUUGUGUCAAAAGUGAAAGUCCACAGUAAAAAUGGACAGCCAGCGGCAGGCGUUAAAAAGGAUGAAGUGAUGGGCAUAGCUUUUAGUAAGAAUCCAUACGACAGUAACACACCUUUGAAGAUGGGAGACACAAAGACUCCAACAGAUGACCAUGUUUCAAGUGGACUUGUUUCAGAAGUAGACCGAAUUCUAGAACUGAAUAGAAAAUUUGUGCGCUACUUCAUAACCAAAAAGAUCAAGUACAUCUGGAGCAAUGAGUCUCAAACAUUUAAAAAGCUAGAAGGUCUAGAUAAAAACACCAAGUGUUCCUAUUUCCAUGCAUGCAAGGGACUGACAUACCCACAACAACAGGAGAGAGUGGCCAUGUUUGGUUCCAAUUCUAUCCAGAUCCAUGUCACCCCUAUCAUCCGAAUUCUCUUUAAGGAGGUGCUGUCCCCUUUCUACAUUUUCCAGAUGUUCAGCUGUGGUAUCUGGUUUGCAGAUGAGUACUAUUACUAUGCCAGCUGUAUUGUUGUCAUAUCUGUUGUCUCUAUAUCUGCCACCAUCUACCAAACCAGAAAGAUGCAAAGAGCUUUGAGAAAUACCAUAGAAUCAUCCACAAUAGUAUCACGUCUACAUGGAGAAGAUUUUGUUGACGUCUGCUCUGAUGACCUAGUUCCUGGUGACAUCAUUUCAAUCCCACGGAAUGGUUGUGUGAUGCAGUGUGACGCCGUGCUUUUGACAGGAAACUGCAUUGUGAACGAAAGCAUGCUCACAGGGGAGAGUGUUCCUGUUACAAAAACUCCUUUACCCAACCCCAAGAUUUCCAAGUCUCGCGGGGAGGACAUCCUGUUUAACCUAAAGGAACACUCCAAACAUGUCCUGUUUUGUGGGACACACAUUCUCCAGACACGAUUUUACGGCUCCCAACAGGUGAAAGCUGUCGUUUUACGGACUGGCUUUUCCACAGCUAAAGGUGAACUGGUUCGUUCUAUCAUGCAUCCUAAACCUGUUGACUUUAAGUUUAACAGGGACACCUACAUAUUUGUUGCCAUUCUAGCAGCAAUUGCAGGAGUUGGGUUCAUUUACACAGUGGUGAUAAUGGUUGAAGAGCAUGAAGCAUUUGUAGAUAUAUUUCUGCGUUCCAUGGACUUGAUCACGAUCGCUGUUCCGCCCGCCCUGCCCGCAGCUCUCACUAUAGGGAUCGUAUUCGCCCAGCGACGACUGAAGAGAGGUCAAAUCUACUGUAUCAGCCCUCGUAGUAUCAACGUCAGCGGCACCAUCAAUGCCGUCUGUUUUGACAAGACUGGCACACUGACAGAGGAUGGAUUAGACAUGCAGAGUGUUGUUCCUGUCCAGGAUGGCAGAUUUGCUGAGGAAGUUCAAGAUAUAAAACAGCUUUCAUCAGACCAAAGACUGCUUCUGAACGCCAUGACAACCUGUCACUCUCUCACGAUCAUCAAUGGCGUCUUGAGUGGAGACCCACUAGAUCUCAUCAUGUUCAAUGCCACUGAGUGGGAACUAGAGGAACCGGGGGAGGAGGAAGCCAGCAGAUAUGACAUGAUCGUCCCAACGAUCGUCAGACCCCAGGGGGCAAGGAACGGCAAGGGGACCUUCGAUCAACAGUUUGUGCCAAUAACUGAGGAGAUUGCCAUCAUGAGACAAUUUACAUUUGCUUCCAGUCUACAGCGGAUGUCAGUUAUCACACGUAAACUCGGAGCUCCAAACUUUGAACUCUUCUCCAAAGGAGCCCCAGAGAUGAUUGCCUCCCUCUCCAAGCCAGAAACUUUGCCAAGUAAUUUUCACGAGGUAUUGAUUGAAUACACCAAAAAAGGAUACCGAGUGCUGGCCCUUGCUCAUAGAUCUCUCCCAGCCAAACUGAAGUAUGCAAAAAUACAAAGAAUCCAAAGAGAGCAAGUGGAGAGGAACCUUACCUUUCUGGGAUUCUUGGUGCUAGAGAACCGACUGAAGCCGGAGACCACACCUAUCAUUCACCAACUCCUGGAGGCUAACAUCAGAACAAUCAUGGUCACAGGUGAUAACAUGUUGACUGCUCUGAGUGUGGCUCGAGAAUGUGGAAUGGUUGGUGAGAAUCAAAAAAUCAUCCUGGUCCAAGCAUUUCCAGGAACCACUGGAAAAAAUGAUCCCUGGCUGGAAUACAUGUACACAGAAGAUCCACAAGACCAUCACCAAAAAUCUACUAAAGAGACAAAAAUUGCCAUGCCUGACAGCACGGAUUCUAACUAUCACUUUGCUUUGGAUGGAAGGUCAUGGGCUAUCAUAAGAAAGCAUUUUCCAUUGACAUUACAAAAGAUAUGUGUGAGGGGAACUGUGUUUGCCAGGAUGUCCCCAGACCAGAAAUCACAGCUUAUAGAAGUUCUACAGGAACUAGGGUACUUUGUGGGUAUGUGUGGGGAUGGAGCCAAUGAUUGCGGAGCACUGAAGGCAGCUCACGCUGGAAUCUCCCUGUCAGAAGCAGAAGCUUCCGUAGCAUCUCCAUUUACCUCCAAACAACCCAACAUUGAGUGUGUCCCAACACUCAUACGGCAAGGGAGAGCAGCUCUAGUUACCUCAUUUGGAAUCUUCAAGUACAUGGCUUGCUACAGUUUGACUCAGUUUGUCUCCGUUUUGAUUCUGUAUUGGAUUUUUGCCAACCUGACAGACUUUGAGUUCCUGUACAUAGAUUUAUUCCUGUUGACGUCCCUCAGUGUAACGUUUGGCUACACCAAUGCCUAUGACAAAUUAUCCAAGGACCCGCCCUUGGUCAGCCUGUUUAGUGUAGCGCCGGUUUUAUCCAUCUUACUACACAUGUUAAUACAGACUGCUGCUCAAGUGUUCUGUUAUUUCAACGUUCAAGAUCAGCCAUGGUUUGUCCCAUAUGAAGUAAAUGAGGAUGACGACUAUACAAGCUAUGAAAAUAUGGCAGUGUUUGUCAUCUCCAUGUACCAGUAUGUCACCUUGGCAAUAAUAUUUUCCAAAGGAAGGCCAUACAGAAAAACUAUUUUUACAAACUAUCUUUUCAUUGCCAAUUUGGUUGUGUGCAUUGGUAUGAACCUUUGGCUGAACAUCUACCCUAUAGAGGAUGUAGCCACCUUCUUUGAACUGAAAGUUCCACCCUCCAUACCCUACAGACUGAUCUAUCUAGGAAUUGCAGCCAUCAACUUCUUCGUAGAUUAUCUCAUAGAGACAUUCAUUAUUGACAGUUACUUUGUGAAAGAGCGAUUACAGUGUUGGAUAGAGGACAUUUUCUCUAAUUCCAAAUAUCAGUACGAGAUUGUAGAGGAGGAGAUAGUCAGGGACAGCUCAUGGCCAAAUAUUUCCUCAGCUGAAUCUCUGGCACAGGCUUUUGAGAGGUUGGACAGUCAGCAAGCUCGAGACUUUGACCAGAGCAGUUUAUUGAGUAGUCUGUUAGACUCGGCCAGUGAGACCCAGAGCAUCAGAUCCCUGCGAUCUGUGGAGAUGGAGACUUCACACAGAGAUUUUAAUGGCAAACCAGCAUUAAACACCGGGGCUACCAACACCAGCAACAACUUCUAUGGGGACAUCGAUGACGAGUCACAGUUGAUUGCUGAUGAUCUCGAUAAAGGUGUGGACAAUCUUGCCAUGGACUUAGAUGAGCAGGGGCCAGACGUUAAUUCCCAAAAACUGUGAUCAUUUUUUAAGUACAUUUUGUUUACCAAGUAUAAUGUGUAUCCGGUAGUUAUUGAAUGUUAGCCUCUGUUUUUAUCAUUUUUUGUGAAAAUAUAGUUUAAUUUAAUGUACAUGGAAGACAGUACAUAUUUUAAAUAUAUGUUCAGUAUCCAACUUUUAUAACCAGUUUUUUAUAUUAAAAAGAAAUAAUACGA